Messenger RNA from Cryptomeria japonica (Japanese cedar), 1579 nucleotides. Its product is annotated as peroxidase 17. Gene Ontology annotation, biological process: response to oxidative stress; hydrogen peroxide catabolic process. NCBI's taxonomy places the organism in Eukaryota, Viridiplantae, Streptophyta, Pinopsida, Cupressales, Cupressaceae. The transcript is spliced from 4 exons. Gene Ontology annotation, molecular function: heme binding; peroxidase activity. The record is from RefSeq and is a predicted model, not a curated record. Bases 284 to 1333 code for a protein of 349 amino acids.
UGCUCACUACCUAUGGUCUUUCCUUAAUUGAAUGCUUUGGUAUACAAUCAAAAUAUCCCUGCUUGCAAGGAAACCAAUGCCAUAAAAUUUGGGUGGAGAUGAAUGAUGCAGAAGUUCUGAUUCUCUUUUCAGGAUAUCUGUCAGAUCCUUUGUCUACAUCCUAUUUUAGUUUUAUCAUGCUUUGAUUCUCCCAUACAAUUGUUUUGACCUUUCAUUACAUUGGAGAAACAAAAAGUUUACAGACACUCCAGUAUUUGUUAUCCACAUUCAAUACAGAGCUCUCAUGGCAAAUAUAAUGAGUUUUCAGAGAUGGGUUUCUCCUGGAAUGAGCAUAGCAAGACAGAUGAUAGCUAUACUGUUCAUUUGCUGUAUGGUAGUACUUUCCUGUCCUGUGAUUGCUGAAAAUGGGCAUGAACAGCAGCAGCUGCAAUUAUACAAAGGAUAUUACAGAGCUAGCUGCCCCAUGGCAGAAACCGUGGUGAGGUCUGUGAUGGAGAUGGCUAUGAAAAGAGAACCCAGAAAUGCUGCUUCUGUUCUACGCCUGCAAUAUCAUGACUGCUUAGUUAAUGGAUGUGACGGUUCUUUGCUUCUGGAUGAGACUUCCACCAUGGCUGGAGAGAAGGAUGCACUAUCCAACAUAAACUCAUUGAGGGCAUAUGAUGUAAUAGAUGAAAUCAAAGAGGCUCUGGAGAAAGUUUGCCCUAAUACAGUAUCCUGUGCUGACAUUCUCAUCAUUGCAGCAAGGGAUGCUGUAAUUCUGAGUGGUGGUCCAUUCUGGGAGGUGUAUGUGGGAAGAAAAGACAGUCUAAGUGCAAGUCAAAAUGAUUCAAAUGAUAUAAUGCCAAGCCCCAGAUCCAAUGUUACAGCUCUUGUCCAGCUUUUCAAGAAAUAUGAUCUAUCUGUAACCGACUUGGUUGCACUUUCAGGUACUCACACAAUUGGAAAGGGACGAUGCUUUUCAAUUAUGUUUAGGCUUUAUAAUCAAAGUGGAUCGGGUCAUCCAGACCCAACAAUAAAUUGUGAAUACAGACACUAUUUAGACACACAAUGCCCUCAUGGAGUGGAUGGGAAUGUGACUCUUGAUCUUGAUGUGGGCUCUCCUACAAAAUUUGAUAACAGUUACUUUAAGAAUUUGGUGUUGGGACAAGGCUUGCUCAAUUCAGACCAAGUCCUCUUCUCCACACUAGGGGAAACUAGAGACUUGGUUUAUUUUUUUAGUCAAGACGAGUCUGCUUUCUUCUCUGCCUUAAUUGAUUCCAUGAUCAAGCUUGGCAAUCUUCCUCCCUCCUCAAAUAAUGGAGAAAUAAGGAAAAAUUGUAGACGAGUUAAUUAAGGUAUUGUAAUUGUAGUUGUAUAUGAUAUCUUCAUGAUGAUCACCCCCUAACCACCCUAAUUUAUGAUUUAUCAUAAACCUUAUUAUAAGCGUCUUUCCAAUUACUACUAACAACACCUAAAGUAAUACCAAAUGCAUAAUAGAUGCACAUGUGUGUGCACACACACGUAUAAAUAUUUUGCAUAUUAAUUAUGUGUGGGACUUAUAGGAGAUUACUAUUAAUAUUAAUAUUAAUAUUUGUGUCUA